Molecule: messenger RNA, 1908 nt
Organism: Cotesia congregata
Lineage: Eukaryota; Metazoa; Arthropoda; Insecta; Hymenoptera; Braconidae
Source: the annotation of a GenBank genome assembly
AUGAUGGCCGCCACCAGCGAGGAACAGAGUGUUAUGGAUUCGUCUUUGAUAAAUUGCGGGCAGCAGCCCUCGGAUCGAUUGAAAAUGCUCUAUCCGAUGGUUAACGAGGAAGAGACGCCCUUGCCGAGGUCUUGGAGCCCUAAGGACAAGUACAAUUACAUCGGGCUGUCCCAAAAUAAUCUUCGCGUUCACUACAAAGGUUUUGGAAAAACACACAAAGACGCUGCCAGUGUUCGCACAACGCAUUCGAUACCAGCUGCCUGCGGUCUCUACUAUUUCGAAGUUAAAAUAGUGAGCAAAGGGAGAGAUGGUUACAUGGGAAUUGGUCUGUCGGCGCAUGGAGUAAAUGUUAACAGACUUCCUGGAUGGGACAAACACUCAUACGGGUAUCAUGGCGACGAUGGUCACAGCUUUUGUUCUUCAGGAACUGGUCAGCCUUAUGGGCCGACUUUUACAACUGGUGAUGUUAUUGGCUGUGGUGUUAAUCUUGUUGAUAAUACCGCGUUUUACACUAAAAAUGGAACACAUUUGGGCAUUGCCUUCUCUGAUUUACCUCCAAAUCUGUACCCUACAGUAGGCCUGCAGACUCCUGGCGAGGUAGUCGACGCUAAUUUCGGACAAACGCCCUUUGUGUUUGAUAUUGGUGAUAUGAUUAAUGAGCUACGCGUACGCACGAGAUUACAGAUUAUUAAUUAUCCUACCCCCGACCAUGGUCAGGGACAGUGGCAAGCUGUUUUACACAAGAUGGUAUCAACGUAUUUGGUCCAUCAUGGUUACUGCGAUACUGCCGAAGCAUUUGCCAAUAGUACAGGACAACCUUUCGAUGAAGACUUCAGUUCAAUAAAAAAUCGACAAAGAAUUUUGAAGCUCGUACUCGCGGGUCGUAUGGGCGAAGCAAUAAAGUUGACGACAGAGUUGUACCCGACUUUAUUGGACCGGGAUCCGAACUUGAUGUUCGCUCUCAAGUGUCGUCAAUUUGUUGAAAUGGUUAACGGAAGUGAUUCCGAAGUUAAUCAAACGAUCGGGAGUUCAACAUCCGCCACCAACACUACCACCACUGUUAAUAAUUCAAAUACCAACACUAAUACUAAUAUUAAUACUAAUGCUAAUACUAAUAAUACUUAUAGCAUUACCAACACUAAUACUAAUACAAAUAUCAAUAUUAAUAUAAACACAAACACGAGUAAUGAUAACCAGACCAGUGUGAUACAGUCAACAAAAGCGUACAACAGCAAAUCGUCAAACGGGACUGUGGAAGAAAUGAAUUUAAACAACACGCUGAACGGAACCGCGGAUCAGCAGUUUAUAAAUGGACAAAUAGAGGAUGAUGUUGAUAUGGAGAUGGAGAGCAACACUGCGACUAUUAAUAAUAUCAAUGGGUUCAAAAAUACUACCAAUGGAUACCAGAAUGGUAAUCCUAAUUCUAAUGGGUACAAGUGUAAUGGCGAAGAUAUUGAUAUGGAAAUAGACAGUGCCAACCAAAACCAACAAAACGGCAAUAGUAUAGACAACCCCAGUGUUAAGCUCAGUAAAAAACAAUUAUGUGGCGGUAAUAAACAGGCGAUUGAAAAAAUGCUGGAGUUCGGACGGCAGUUGUACUCCCAAUCGAUACACCUGAGACAGUCGUACGGUAAAAAUGAAGCUAACAAAAAAAUGCUCCAAGACGCGUUUAGUUUGCUUGCGUAUUCAAAUCCUUGGAACUCUCCUGUCGGCUGGCAGUUGGAUCCUCAGGAGCGAGAAACUGUCUGUGCUCGAUUAAACUCGGCUAUUCUCGAGUCUACAAAUCUUCCACGACGACCACCUCUAGAAGUGACAAUAUCGCACGCGCGGGAGUUGGUCCGACUGAUGUCGGGCGCGGGUCUAGGAGCUUGCGGAUUCGCAGUAGUGGAUAACAUAAUCCAAUAUUGA